This is a messenger RNA of Physcomitrium patens, 1048 nucleotides long. RefSeq lists its product as uncharacterized. The record is from RefSeq and is a predicted model, not a curated record. Lineage: Eukaryota; Viridiplantae; Streptophyta; Bryopsida; Funariales; Funariaceae.
UAAAAGAAGUUUCAAAAGAAUUGAAACAUUAGUUACAUUCUCGCUAUAGUUCAUUUUUGGUUUUAAGCAACACAAAACCAAUCAACUCAGAAAAACCUCAUGCACAUCAUCUUCAAACGAUGUGGGAUCCCACUUGCAUCCUCCAAAUGAUAUUAUGUCACAAACCGCUUUUUUUCAGCAUCAUUUCCACGUAUACUUAUAAAAGACUUCAGAAUCAGUUUGGCGCAGUGUCGCUAUUCUUUGAUACAUAAUUAGUAUCAAAACUGAAGCACACAAAGAGAAAGAAAAAAUAGACAAAAAGAAAAAGAAAACGAGUCGACCAGAAUGGUCGGUUGCUCUGACACAGAAACACAAGUAAUGAAUCUCAAUUUGACUAGAUGCACAUCGUGACAUUGUUCACAUAGGCCGUAGUUACUUAGACAAAUAAGUGAAGAUGGUGUUGUGGGUCUCACUAGACUUGGAGACCGAGACCAAGACCGAGACCGAUAGAACACGACAGAGCAAAAGACCGAAUCCUGCAACGCUCAGCGAGAGAGCGACGGAGAAAAAUUAGGGUUUGGAGCUCAACUGAAACGGGAGCAAGCGCACUUUUACGCCCUUUUGCAAGGCAGGGAUCGGGGGAGCCAUAACGUUCACCCAAGAGUCGCACAAUAAUGAUGCGACACGGAGAUAGAGAGAAGGAGGAGGAGGGAGGAGAAUUUGGAAAGGGAAGAAGGGCGCCGGGGCAUAAAGUCAACAGCGAGGAGGAUUCGUUGCUGCUGCGAGAUAGGCUGCGUAACCACAGGGAAGCAAGCCAGCCAGGCUUACCGAGAUUAACAGAGAGCCGAGGCAGAGAGUCAACGUACCGGACCCUAAACUUAGUAUCGUUGGUUGAAGGGAGGCGCGGGUCACGGGCAGCGUCAGGUCAGAGCGCAGUCCGGCCAGCAGUGAAGGAAGAAGAAGAAGAGAGCAGAAAAAGCGCACAAAAAGAGAAAAACCCAAGAAACAAACACAAACAAAGGGAAAGAAAUUGAAAGAGAGGAAUGGGGAUAUGAUGGGGUUGUUGUUG